GGAACCCGCCCUUAGCAACCGGCCCUGCGACAGUCUCCAUCCGCUGCCGCCCCCUCGCCGGCCCCUGGUUGCCAAACCUCUGCUGCGGGGGCUGGCCGGGCACGGGGAAGGACCGAAGGGGACCCGGCUGUACCCACGGCGGCUGCAAGAGGUCUAAGCAUGGAUGGCAGCCGAAGAGUCAGAGCAACUUCAGUCCUUCCCAGAUAUGGUCCACCGUGCCUAUUUAAAGGACACUUGAGCACCAAAAGUAAUGCUUUUUGCACUGACUCCUCCUCUCUCAGACUAAGUACCCUCCACCUGGUCAAGAAUCACAUGGCUGUUCACUAUAAUAAAAUCCUUUCAGCCAAAGCUGCAGUAGACUGCUCAGUUCCACUAAGCAUGAGUGCCAGCAUCAAAUAUGCAGACCAACAACGAAGAGAGAAGCUCAAAAAGGAAUUAGCACGAUGUGAAAGGGAAUUGAAAUUCACUAAAACUGCAGGGCAGGCCAAUUCUAAAAGUAAUUCCAAGUCAUUGUUUACCACUCUACAAAAGCCUUCAGGAGAACCACAAGAUGAAGAUGAUGUGUUAAUUGAAGAAGUGAAUGGAUUUCCGUCCUUUACAAGGUCACCGGUAACAUCUUCAGAGAGACUACACCCAGGUCUACCUAAAUCUGAGAAAGUCCUCACAAACGGUACUGAGAACAACUCCAGUUCCCCACUGUCUAGCAUGGACUACGCUGCCUCUGGGCCCAGGAAGUCAUACUCUGGAACCUCCUGCAGCAGAGGGCCCAGGGGUGCAUUCCCAAAUUCCCACCGGUUUCAGUUAGUUAUUUCAAAAGCACCCAGUGGGGACCUUUUGGAUAAACAUUCUGAACUCUUUUCUAACAGACAUUUGCCGUUUACCCCACGCACUUUAAAAUCAGAAGCAAAAUCUUUUCUAUCACAGUAUCGAUAUUAUACACCUGCCAAAAGAAAAAAGGAUUUUACAAAUCAGCGGAUAGAAGCUGAAACCCAAACUGAUUUAAGCAGCUUUAAAUCUGAUUUUGAAACCGAUGAGAUUAAGAACUUCACAGAUUCAGAAAUGAAUAUAAAGCAGGGGCGCGAACUGCCCUGGGACGAGACUAAAGAUGGCGCUCUUCAGUGUUCCUCAGCAAGGGCAGUAUGUCAAUAUUCUCUGCAUCCUCCUUCAGAGAGAAAGAUCUAUUCUGAUGAGGAAGAACUGUUGUAUCUGAGUUUCAUUGAAGAUGUCACAGAUGAAAUUUUGAAACUUGGUUUAUUUUCAAACAGGUUUUUAGAACGACUGUUUGAGAGACACAUAAAACAAAAUAAACAUCAUUUGGAGGAGGAAAAAAUGCGCCACUUGUUACAUAUCCUAAAGGUGGACUUAGGCUGCAUAUCCAAGGAAAACUCAGUAAAGCUAGAUGAUGUCAAUAUGUUGCAUUUACCUGAUUUUGAAAAGGCUGAGGAUUCAGACCAAAAUGAAUAUAAAAAUGAACAAGAUUUAGCCAUUCGACAGGAACGUCAACAAUACCGAAAAGCUUUGGAUAUGUUAUUGUCUGUGCCAAAGGACGAAAACGAGGUAGUCUCUUCAUCAAAUGAAUUUUUCCUGCCCGUCUACAAAUCAAAGUAUUCAGAAGGAGUUAUAAUUCAACAGGUGAAUGAUGAAACAAAUCUUGGAACUUCAAUUUGGGAUGAAAAAAAUACAAGUAUGUUAGACAGUGUACUAGACCAGGAAACCUCUGUGAAUGUCAUUGAAGGUGACAGUGACACUGAAAAGGUUGAGACUUCAAAUGAAUUAUGUUGUCUUAGCACAGCACUCUCUCCAUCUGUUCAGUUAUGCAGUAUCAGUGGUGAUAAUCAGAACAUUGAAGGACCAACUCUUAAAAUCAUGGAAAUGAGCAUUGAGGACUGAUCUUUGGAUGUUUGACUAAUAAAUAUCCCAAAUGGCCAGUAA
Messenger RNA from Phacochoerus africanus (Common warthog), 1932 nucleotides. RefSeq names its product spermatogenesis associated 7 (gene SPATA7). Gene Ontology annotation, cellular component: axoneme; photoreceptor distal connecting cilium; ciliary basal body. The transcript has 12 exons. Gene Ontology annotation, biological process: protein localization to photoreceptor outer segment; photoreceptor cell maintenance; microtubule cytoskeleton organization. Bases 160 to 1890 code for a protein of 576 amino acids. Lineage: Eukaryota; Metazoa; Chordata; Mammalia; Artiodactyla; Suidae. The record is from RefSeq and is a predicted model, not a curated record.